AAAACAUUGGAAAAGAGAUUGAACAGACGUAUGUUUACAAGUCAGCUGGUUUCCGCUUCAGAUUAUCUUUCAAAGUACAGCGCAGACUUGUGUUGUUUCAUAUGUGAAUCAGGAAAAAUAGAUUGAAACUGAUAAGAACAACUGAUCAAAUUUCUGAAAUUGUUUUUAAUAUUAAGUACGCGAACUCUGCAGCAUUUCAAGAUUGAAGACAUGGGAAGUAUUAGUUCCAUUUUUGUAUUUGUGCUUUUGUGGAUAAAUUCAAGCUCGGGACAAAAUUACACCAUAACUUCAGUACUGGAGGAUCCUUAUUUGAUAGAUAAUGGUGAUGGAACAUUUUCUGGUUUCAUGAUAGAUCUUUUAGAUGCUCUAUCAAAAGGAGGUGGAUUUUCCUAUGAAAUAGGUUUAAAUCCUGAUGACAAGUAUGGGUCACAAGAUGGCUCAGGUAACUGGGAUGGCAUGAUAGGUGAAGUACUUCAAGAUCCGGAUAUUCAAAUUGCUGCAGCGCCAAUAUUAAUAACAGACGAAAGAAAAUCAGCAGUUCCGUUCACGAGACCGUUUCUUAAUGUUGGUCACCGUAUAGUAAUCAAGAAACCAGUGGUGAAAUUUCAAACCUUGAGUGUUUUAUUCGAGCCCUUUAGUUUACAGCUAUGGAUUAUGGUUAUCGUCAUAUGUUUCAUUGUUUCUGCACUCUUGUUUAUCGUUAACAAGUUUAGUCCUUCAGAGUGGAGUAGGAUCCGCCCGGAAGACGACCCGACAAACGCCAAAGAUAGUUUUUCAGCUAACAACGCAUUUUUCUUUGUCCACAGCACACUAACAUGGCAAGGAUACAAAGAAGUACCACGGUCUCCGGCAGGUAGAAUUUUAGUAACAAUGUGGUUUAGCUUUAUAUUUUUCAUGGUCAUUGCCUACAUCGCCAAUCUCACGGCAUUCUUUUUAGCCAGAGAAACAGAAAAGCCAGUCGUUCCUUUCAAAACCUGGCAGGAAAUGACAACACAGUCAAAUGUUUUAUAUGGCGUCAAACCAUAUGGUGUUAUGCAUAGAAGUAUGAAAGUUUCGAAAGAUCCCAUUCUGCAACAUGCUAUUCAAACUAUUGAAACAUAUUCUACGACAUUUAGUUCUUCUGAGGAUGGAAUAAAGAGAGUCAGGGAAUCAGAUGGAUCAUUCGCAGCCAUUGUUCCUGUAGAUGAGGGUUCAAAAUAUAUCAACAAUGAACCAUGUGACCUUAUGUUUGUUGGAGCAAAUAUUGUGAAUACACCAUAUGGAAUGGCUUGUAAAUCAGUUGACAUAUGUAACAGACUUACUGUCGCGUUGAUAGAAGAAGCAGAACUUGGAGGUUUAUAUUUGCUGGAGCAGAAAUGGCUUUCUCCAAAGUCAAAUUACAAGUGUCCAGCUGCCAGUUUAGAGAACUAUAUUAGUAAACAAGAAACAGCACGUCUUUCAGCACGACCAUUGACUAUUGCUGAUGCAUCUCUGGCUUUUGUUGUUCUUCUCAUCGGUAUAGUCUUCUGUAUCAUCUUUCUCGUCAUCGAAGUUAUUAUACACAGACGACGUAAAAUGAAAUCAACAAGAAUCAGUAAACAAGGUCAAACAAACAAGAGUGCUGAUGUUGAACAGGCAACAGACGAACAAGAAAAGGCGCCAAUUGCUACUAACGAGGCUACAAACAAUAUAGACUGAACUAAAAUAUACCUAAUUAUAAAACGUUUGUCAAUAUUGAGAAUAUUUCACGGGCACAAAGUUCGGCGCUACUAAAAUAUUUUUCCACAACUUCAAAAUGUAAAGUCAAAUAUGAUUACUAAAAUGACGUGACGAUUAUUUAUUUUAUUUUAAAAUUGAAAAGCGGAUUACAUUUAAAAAAGAAUAACGGGGUGUACAUUGAAUUAUAAAAAAAAUACUCGAUUUAUAUAAUUAUUUGAUUUGUUGGCUACAAAGCCUAAAAUAAAGUAGAAUGUUUUAUAAAA
This is a messenger RNA of Mytilus californianus (California mussel), 1961 nucleotides long. RefSeq names its product glutamate receptor-like. The transcript is spliced from 6 exons. The record is from RefSeq and is a predicted model, not a curated record. Gene Ontology annotation, cellular component: postsynaptic membrane; plasma membrane. Gene Ontology annotation, biological process: synaptic transmission, glutamatergic; monoatomic ion transport; modulation of chemical synaptic transmission. The coding region runs from base 211 to 1677 and encodes 488 amino acids. NCBI's taxonomy places the organism in Eukaryota, Metazoa, Mollusca, Bivalvia, Mytilida, Mytilidae. Gene Ontology annotation, molecular function: glutamate-gated receptor activity; transmitter-gated monoatomic ion channel activity involved in regulation of postsynaptic membrane potential.